Helianthus annuus (common sunflower) is the source of this 1546-nucleotide messenger RNA. RefSeq names its product TMV resistance protein N-like. The record is from RefSeq and is a predicted model, not a curated record. Bases 44 to 1546 code for a protein of 500 amino acids. The transcript is spliced from 3 exons. NCBI's taxonomy places the organism in Eukaryota, Viridiplantae, Streptophyta, Magnoliopsida, Asterales, Asteraceae.
UUGGUCCCUGAAGCCAGGCCAAUCUUUAAUAAUAACAAAAGAUAUGGCCACGCUUGUUCACGAUGAAUUAAUAUUAAUAGCAUCUGCUUUCCUGGAAUGUCUGCAAAUAGAGAAUGAGCUCAUCCUCACUAGCCUCAAGUACAUGGAUCUAAGAUGUUCAAGUUCAAUAACAAGUUCCCCAGAUGUCUCGGGGAUACCAUAUCUUGAGUACCUAAAUUUGUCAAAGUGUGAUAGUAUGGUGGAGGUUCACCAAUCUGUUAUGCUUCACGAAAGGAUUAUUCACUUAGAUCUUAGCAGUUGUUCCAGCCUUCGCAUUCUCCCGCAUAGUAUCCAGAUGAAAUCUCUACAGAUGUUAAAUCUUUAUGCAUGCGAGAGUCUGGGAAGAUUCCCAGAAAUCUCCAUGGAGACGAGGAGGUUAUUGGUGCUAGAAAUGGAUCGUUGUCAAGGGAUAAGGGGACUACCAUCAUCAUUUAGACUUUUGACUAGCCUUACCAUUUUAACUGUGGGUCAAGAUCAUAAUGAAGAAUUUGAUUAUUCUAGGGGCGUGUAUAAAAGGUGUUUGCAGGUUCUCACACAUUUAAGAUCUUUGAGAGUACUGGAUCUUAGAGAGAAUAAUUUCGUAGAAGAAGACUUCCCCAUGGAUCUGCAAAAUGCAUGGCCUUGCUUGGAAGAGUUGAAUCUAUAUGGGAACCUCAUGACCAGGCUACCUGCAAGCAUUUCUCAUCUCUCUCAUCUCAAAUACCUCAACCUGAGAAAGUGUGAAAACCUGAAGGAACUGCCUGAGCUUCCGGAGUUUAUUCAAGUUUUGAAGGCAGAUGGUUGCGGAUCGUUGCAAAAGAUUGGUGAUAUAUCAAAUAAAUAUAACUGGUUGUUUCAAAUCUCGUUCAAGAACUGUGGGAUGCUCCUACAGGAUCAAGAAACUCAAAUCUUCCUUGAUAAUAUGUUGAUGAAAUCUUUCGUCCAUAAAUGUGCUGCUAUGAAUCAUCGAUUGAGUAUUGCAGUUCCUGGAAGAAAAAUUCCAAACUGGUUCACUAACAAAUGUUUGGGUAACACAAUCACAAUGGAAUUGGAUCAAAGCCAGAUCACCAAAAUGACAGGGUUGGCCAUAUGUUGCAUCAUUGCUCCAUUUUCUGGUACUUAUAAGUUUCCAAAACUCUUUAUCAAAUUCAAACCUUCAAGUAGCGGAAAACUGAUUGAUCUGCCACCACGUGGUGCUGAAGGGAGCCAUGUGUGGAUUGGAUACAUGUCAACUGAUAUCCUAGGGAAUAUACCUCAUGGUUUUGAACCGAAUGGUCUUAUCUUAGAAUUUCAUGAAUUUUGUAGCAUCAUGGAAUGUGGGGUGUGUGUGAUACACAAAGAUGAUACCAAAUCCUUGACAGGAACUGGGUCAUGGAUCCCAGAUUACGAUGACAUGGAGAUGGUUGAUAGAUUCAGUGCAAGUGGUAAGGGCUUGCCAAAUGGAAGAUGGUCGUGUCCGACAUUUUCCAUAGAACAUGAAACAACUGGACACAUCGGCAAAGUUGAAGUAUCCGGCUUAAACUUCUGA